Stegodyphus dumicola is the source of this 2380-nucleotide messenger RNA. RefSeq lists its product as uncharacterized. NCBI's taxonomy places the organism in Eukaryota, Metazoa, Arthropoda, Arachnida, Araneae, Eresidae. Gene Ontology annotation, cellular component: membrane. The record is from RefSeq and is a predicted model, not a curated record.
UUUCCACAAACCCACCUCCUCACUGAGCCCGCUUUGUCAGUUUCCUCUUUCCAAUGCCAAAAAGCUCGUUGCUUGCCUCACAUUUCAUUCAGCGACCUUUUAAAAGUUGAAGGUACUGGCGUUACGCAUUUUUUGAUGAUGAAGUGAAAACUCCGCUGCGGGUGAAACGAGCGGGAAAUGCUUCAGUUCGACAGGUAGAUACGGUAGUGAGUAAGUUCAGUCAAAAAAUUCUGUGCGAUGAGGGAAAAAAGUGCUGUUUUACAGUUAAGUGCCUUGACAUGACUUGUCAAACCACCAUUCAACUUCUCCCAAAGAGCAGCGACAGGAAUAACAAAAAGGGUGUUCACCAGCUAUUAAAGUAAACCUGUACAAAGAAAAAAAGGAGUCUGGAAAGCAGCCCAUUAUGCUUCCAUUCCCGAAUAACUGCACGCUAUCUUCAGCUGCUUCUUACGAUGUUGACAAGGUGUAUGUCGUCCUGGCUGUAUCCACUGCUACCCUCUCUUUCUUCUUGAAUUUUACCCAGUUUAUUGUUAUCAUCCAUCAGCGGCUACUGAAGCAAAAUAAAAACAUCAUUAUCAUAAACCUUUGCGUCUGUGGCCAGCUCUCUUCCGUCACUGUCAUUUGGUACAUUUAUAAAGUCUUCGUGUUCUGGCACCAGGAACGCAUUAUAGACAAUUAUCUUCUGUGUUUUUUGCUACCAUCCGGGCUCCACUUACUGACCCUGUUCACCUUCACACCACUCAUUACGCUGUUGGUUUUACAACACCACCUGGUGGUGCGACCAAGGACGAGCAAGCGUUUCCAUACUAACCACCUGGUGAUUGGAUUAUUGGUGGUAUUGGCUUGGUGCGAGGCCGUCAUAAUAUCACUCAUUCCAUUAACAGGAUGGAAUAACUGGCACGAUAUCUGCUCGGUCCCAUUUGCAUGGUCUCCUUCCUUCUCCGUGCUGAUAUGCAUCAUUUACUUUUUACAUUACCCGAUGGUGAUUAUUUUACUGACAGAUUUGUGUCUUUGGUCUUCAAAGAGGAGGAGUUCCAUAUGCCCUCAGCCUCUGCAUAACAAAUUUAAUUACGAAUGCGGUGAACAGAAUAUGAUAGUGCAUGUGGAACCGAAACCAUUAUCAUCUCAAAAUGUAGUUCUUCUCUUCUUGUUAUAUAUAGCUGGAACGAUGCCAUUUAUGUGCUAUACGGCGAACGUUGCCCUUAGCCAAGAUAUGGACCUCUGUCAAUCGCUCGUUGCCAAUGAAAAAGCAGCAAUGUGGACAUCAUGGAUUACUGUAGUGUUCGCCGCUAUCCGUCCACUAUUUCAUAUCUUCGUUGAAGAUGAUUUAGGCGACGGUACAGCCACUUUCAUUUCCACAGUGUGCCGAAUCAAAAAUACGUACACCUAAAAAAUUAAACGAAGAUGGACUAGUUUACUAAUACCUUUGCUAUAUGUAGGUAAACAAAGAUUAAGCUUUUUUAUAGAUAUGAAUACAAUUUGUAAAACGCAGUCAAACCUCUUUAAGCCCUCGCAUGAAUAUCGCAUUACUUCUUUAAUUCCGCCAUGUUUUCACUAUCAUAGAUUAUCCUAAUUACUCAUAAAAAUUAUUUCGUUCACUCUUUUUUUCUCUGCUCUAGGGAAUAGUUUCGCUUAUUAUAUCAUUUUAACUUAAGUUUUUAUUUUGUUAUUAUUUUUCUUUCUGAUAAGACUAAUUAAUUUCCGAAACCUAUAAUAUGACAGGUUUUAAUGAAGUCCGAUGCAAUAAUACAACCUGAAUUCUGUUACCAUUCCUUUCUACAUGCAAUUUAGUCAGUAGUCUAACAUGAGGGUUAUAUUCUACACAAACAGACGCUUCCAAGUGUAGCUUACAAUCAGAAGUGUUUACUACUGAGCUUUCAUAGCUUGUUCUAUUUUUCACAAUUUUAAUUGAAAUAUCUCUAAAGUUUAUCAAAAUAAUUCAUCGAAAUCUAGAAAAUCUUGGAAUUUCAAAUAAUGAAAGUUAAAAAAACUUUAAUGAUUUAUUUUCGUUACCCGAUGGAAGAUUGUUAAUUCUAUCACCCGAUAAUGAUUGUGAAGUGUGAUAGACUGUGAAUCUGGUGAGAAAGAAUUGAUUCAGUUAGCGUUUAAAAACUUAAUUAUGUGAGUUAUUUCUUUACGACUUUUUGACAUUCCUCAUAAUGAUAUUUUAAAAAAAAUCAGAUGCAAUUUUAAAGACGCAUACUAAUGUACUACUUCAGACACAAUUCCAAGACUGAAGAUUCCUAGGCUUGACUGUAUAUCAAUCAAUAAAACGAAAAAAUAAAAUAUUUUUUACAAUUGUGUAAUUUUUGCCUGAAUUGUACAAAUUAUUUUUAAAUGUAAAAAUAUUUUAAGUUUAAUAAAGCUUUUAGAGAAAUUA